Molecule: messenger RNA, 381 nt
Organism: Acytostelium subglobosum LB1
Lineage: Eukaryota; Evosea; Eumycetozoa; Acytosteliales; Acytosteliaceae
Exons: 2
Coding region: 1-381 (126 amino acids)
Source: RefSeq, a predicted model, not a curated record
AUGUCCAGCAGACUUAAGGUUGCGCCUCAAUCCAUCAAGAUAGGAGGUGAAACACCGCACAAGCGACAACAAUCAAUCACCAAUGCAAAGGCCAGUGGACUACCAGUUCCACAACAGACGUUCAAGGCAAUGAUACCAUAUACCAAUGAGCAUUUGACAACAGGUGAGAUCAUUCCCGAACCAGCAAAGAAAAAGGCCAAGACAAUCGCAUCCUCCACCAUCAUCGAUCAAACUCCCAAGACAAAGGUUGGUGGUUGUAAGAAAUUGGGAAGUGGCCGUCAAAGCCUUUGUGCCAAAGAUGGACGCAAGUGCAGCCAAAAGUGCGGGUGUGGUGGUGGCCUGUCUUGCCUGAUAGAUAGGGAUAAGAACGAUAACAAGUAG